GCUGGACCGCCCCUCAGCGCUCAAGGCCCGUCUGGUGGUGGCUGUGGCGGUCGCUGUUGUCCCCUGGGCUGGACUGAACCAGCCUGGAAGCAAAGGGACACACCGAGCCCGGCUGUCCCCACCCCGGCGGGGCAGGAAAGAGCCAAGUCCGGCCAAGGGAACCAUGGCGGAGUGCACGGAGCUGGAAUGGGCCGUGCAGGUGCUGGUGAACAACUUUGACAAGUACUCGAGCCGCUGCUGCUGCUGCAAGAACCCGCGGCGCAUCAGCAAGAAGGAUUUUCGCAAGAUGCUGAGCCGAGAGCUCAACCACAUGCUGACGGACACCGGGAACCGCCGCGCCGCCGACAAGCUGAUCUGCGACCUGGAUGAGAACAAGGACGGGCGCAUCAGCUUCGAGGAGUACUGGACCUUGAUAGGCGGCAUCGCCAGCCCCAUCGCGCAGAUCAUCCGCCAGCAGGAGCAGAGUGUCAAACACACCAAGUAGCCGCUGCCGGACCCCCCCGGACCCCCCCGCUCCUCCUCCCGUCCCCCCGCUUUGUGCCCGCCCCGUUCCCCCCAGCAGGAUGGGAUGGCUGCGGGUGGGAUCUGGGGGGCGAGGCUGGGGCAGCCUCGGGGGGCUCCUCCUUGUCCUGCGCCCCCCUUUUCUUAGAGGAAGAAGCUCCCCCUGCUCUGGGGCGGGGAUUCUGUCUGUGCUCAGAAAUCCCAGCACGGGCAGCACCCCCUCUGCCCUUGGGGGUCUCCCCAAAUUUGGGGGGGGGGUCUCCUUGGGCAAACCCCCCUGCCCGAGCUGGUGGAGGCUCUGCCGGGGCUCGGCGCUCGGGUUCCACCCCCGUGGUUAUUUAUUGCAGCAAUAAAGUUCGGAGGAGCA
Haemorhous mexicanus (house finch) is the source of this 868-nucleotide messenger RNA. It is a transcript of the gene S100A16, whose product is annotated as S100 calcium binding protein A16. Lineage: Eukaryota; Metazoa; Chordata; Aves; Passeriformes; Fringillidae. The coding region runs from base 164 to 484 and encodes 106 amino acids. The transcript has 3 exons. The record is from RefSeq and is a predicted model, not a curated record. Gene Ontology annotation, cellular component: nucleus; perinuclear region of cytoplasm. Gene Ontology annotation, molecular function: calcium ion binding; transition metal ion binding.